UGAUGUCAAAUAACAGUAGCGGGAACCCGGGCAACCACAACAAAAUAGGAUAGUCGAACUAAAAUGAUUUGUUUGCGAAGUUUAAAGGGGUACAGGUGAAUUGGAUUGACAUCCCAUCCAAAGUUAAUCAGUGAAAAGAUUCUGGCGAAGUAACAAAAUUGUAUUCUCUUACAAUGGAAGCGAAAAAGACAUUUGUUUCGAAGAGAACAACGGCUCCAUUGACUAAGUCGAGGAGUAUUUCGAACUUAAAACCUAAGUCGGACAGCUUGAGUGAGACCGCAAAAGUUGGUUCAUUAAACAAGAAUUCGCCAGCACUGCUGAGGGCCAGUUCUGCUAAUCUUCACACCACCUCAACAAGGUCUACAGGCAAAGAAAGAGUAACCAUUAGUCAAAGGAACUCUGAGGGAGGAGAGGCCUUUGCAGAAGAAUCGAAACUUGACAAGAUUGAUGGCGCUUACAAUUCUUAUUUAACAUCAUCGGCUAUCAAAGUUUUAUUAGAAAAGUCAAAACGUAGAAUCCGAGGAGACAUAGAUAAACAAAUUGCUGCUCUCCAAAAACGGGUCACUGACAGUCUAGAUGCUCUAGAACAAACGCAGUCAAAACUGAAUACAGUUUGCCUUCUUCAAGAAGAGACUAAUUUGCUUGCCCAUCACAGAGAAGCAUGCAACACCUUUUCAAAUGAACCCGCUUUUACAAGAGGAAAAAGCUUUGAGGAACUUUUGUCAGAAAUCAACAGAAUUAAAAAUCAACUUCCUUGUAAGAAUGUCUGUACUCCUGAAUCAAGCAAAGAACUAGCUCAUUUCCAAGAUGCAACGUCUCAGCUAUUGCAUGUAAUGGAUCUCAUUUCCUCCUCUUAUGGAUCUGAUCAAACCCCUAUCUCUCUUACUGCUACCGAGUUGGAUAAAAUCAACACUACUAGAGAAACUGUCCAAAACAUCAAAUUCAGCGCUGAUUCUAUUUCCAAGAAGACGAGUUCCAGUAUUCUGAAUGAAGCCAUCAUCAAAACAGCAGAGCUAAAAGUUUGUGAAGCAUUUGAUGCACUCUAACCUGGGAUUGUUUUGCAGUUCUCUGAAACAACUAUUACAAUAAAGACUUAACUAUUAAA
Frankliniella occidentalis (western flower thrips) is the source of this 1105-nucleotide messenger RNA. RefSeq lists its product as uncharacterized. The transcript has 9 exons. Lineage: Eukaryota; Metazoa; Arthropoda; Insecta; Thysanoptera; Thripidae. The record is from RefSeq and is a predicted model, not a curated record. The coding region runs from base 174 to 1046 and encodes 290 amino acids.